This is a messenger RNA of Rotaria sordida, 273 nucleotides long. The record is from the annotation of a GenBank genome assembly. Lineage: Eukaryota; Metazoa; Rotifera; Eurotatoria; Philodinida; Philodinidae.
AUGGGUGCCGAAUACAGUCAACCACCACGACUUUCAGGAUUAAGCAAUUUUCUAAACGAAGCAUAUAGCCGUGGAGGAACAGGUAAAUCCAGAGUACGUUGCUGGAAAUGUUCAGGUCAUGGAAGACUUUAUAUUGAUUAUGAAUGUACUAUAUGUCGAUGUCACGAUCAAACAAGUUGGUCGAAUUAUACAAAACACUGUUCAUGCAAUGGUUAUGGUCGUCAAACACAUACAGAACUAUGUGAUGACUGUCAUGGACGAGGUCAUCGAUAA